UUCUGUUCCAGAAACAGCAGGCUUCCCAUCGGCAUCCUCUUCCUCAAAACACACACACACACGCUCCAGAGUGUCACACACUCACUCACUCACACACACACACACACACACACACACACACACACACACACACGCCACCUGGAUCCAGCAUGGCAACCAUCACCUGCACUCGCUUCACAGAGGAGUACCAGCUCUAUGAAGAACUGGGCAAGGGAGCGUUUUCUGUGGUGCGCAGGUGUGUGAAAGUCCUCUCAGCUCAGGAAUACGCCGCUAAGAUCAUCAACACCAAGAAGCUCUCGGCCAGAGAUCACCAGAAGCUGGACAGAGAGGCUCGGAUCUGUCGGCUGCUCAAACACCCAAACAUCGUGCGGCUCCAUGACAGCAUCUCAGAGGAGGCGCAUCAUUACCUCAUCUUCGACCUUGUGACGGGUGGAGAACUGUUUGAGGACAUCGUGGCCAGAGAAUAUUACAGUGAGGCAGAUGCCAGUCACUGUAUUCAGCAGAUCCUGGAGGCGGUGCUUCACUGUCAUCAGAUGGGUGUCGUUCACCGAGAUCUAAAGCCAGAGAAUCUCCUCCUGGCCUCCAAGUCCAAAGGUGCGGCGGUGAAGUUAGCAGAUUUUGGAUUGGCGAUUGAAGUAGAAGGAGACCAGCAGGCGUGGUUUGGCUUUGCUGGGACUCCGGGUUAUCUCUCACCUGAAGUGUUACGGAAAGAUCCGUAUGGUAAAGCUGUGGACCUGUGGGCCUGUGGUGUGAUUCUUUACAUUCUGCUGGUUGGAUAUCCGCCGUUCUGGGAUGAAGAUCAGCAUCGACUCUAUCAGCAGAUCAAAGCUGGAGCUUAUGAUUUUCCUUCUCCUGAGUGGGAUACGGUCACUCCUGAAGCUAAAGAUCUCAUUAAUAAAAUGCUGACCAUCAAUCCAGCAAAGAGAAUCACUGCAGCCGAGGCACUAAAACACCCCUGGAUCUCUCACCGCUCCACUGUGGCCUCCUGCAUGCACAGACAGGAAACUGUGGAGUGUCUGAAGAAGUUCAACGCCCGCCGGAAGCUGAAGGGUGCAAUUCUCACCACCAUGCUCGCCACCAGAAACUUCUCAGGAGGGAAGAGUGGAGCCAACAAGAAGACUGACGGAGUGAAGGAAUCUUCAGAGAGCUCAAACACCACUAUCGAAGAUGAAGAUACCAGGGUGAGGAAACAGGAGAUCAUUAAAGUGACCGAGCAGCUCAUUGAGGCCAUCAGCAAUGGGGACUUUGAGAGUUACACGAAGAUGUGUGAUCCCAGUGUAACGGCCUUCGAGCCUGAAGCGUUGGGUAAUCUGGUGGAGGGACUCGACUUCCAUCGCUUCUACUUUGAGAACUUGUGGUCUAAGAACAGUAAGCCGGUACACACCACCAUCCUGAACCCUCACAUCCACCUGAUCGGAGACGAGGCCGCGUGCAUCGCCUACAUCCGCAUCACGCAGUUUAUCGAUGCUAACGGGACGCCGCGCUCCGCUCAGGCCGAGGAAUCUCGCGUGUGGCACCGACGUGACGGAAAAUGGCAGAUCGUCCACUUCCACCGCUCUGGGGCGCCCUCUACCAUCACCAAUUGAGCUGAGUUGAACAGCUGCCGUUAUUGGAGUGUGAUCUGUCCUGCUGGUCCUGCUGUUCUGCAAGCUGAUUGGACACCGCGGAAGCUGCCUGACUACCCACAAUCCUUUGCUUCCCAUCACUUACAUGAGCAUCCAGGCUUGAGAUCAUCUCUCUCUCACGCACACACACACACACACACACACACAGACACACACACACACACACACACACACUCACACACACACACACACAUUUAACAUUUCAUCACACACACAUUAAAGGUCAUUUUAGUUUUCUGUGGAUUUGACUGGAAUGCUGUUCUCGGAAUGUUUUGCAGGAAAUUAGGGCAUCGUGUGAACUCUGUAAGUUAUAGUUUAUUUAUUCGAUAAAUAAUACACUGAAUUAUAAAACGCCAUGAUUAUUGAGAGACUGAACGGCUUCUCAGAAAGAUAAACACAGAUCUUUUUCAUUCCUUUUUGGAUUGUUUCAUUAAUAAACUCUGUAAAAUAAUAUUAGCAACAACAAAAAGAAAGGAAGAAGUGAAAUAUUAGCGUGCAUGCUAACCCGAGCUGUUUAGUUGCCCCUGGAUGAAGUUUACGCUUCCUGCCCACAGUGUUUCAGUGUUCAGCGUUAAAGAACUCAUUUUAUCACUCAUUAGGAAAGCUGAAUAAGAACUGUGAUUGUUGAUGAAUUACCGUGGAAGGGCAAUAAACACUAACACACUAACACGAGCGUGAUGAAUGUAGGGGUAGAAAUAAAAACGCCUCAGAUAAACUCAAAUUACAAACGUACAAAUAAAUAAAUAAAUAAAUAAAGUGUAAGGAACUGCAGUGUGACUCAAUGACAAGUCAAAGUUAAUGAUAGGAAUAAGCUAAUGCUUAAAUUAUGCUAAUGCUAGCAGUAGAUUGAUAAUGUUUGUGCGUAAGAUGAGCUAAUGCCAGCAGUGAGCAACUGGCUUUGAUGGAUAUUUAAAGGCUGUAGUUCAGGUCCAGAAUUAUUACAUUAUUCUUUAUAAAAGUAGUAAAAAAACAAAAAGUUUUGUUUAAAGUGAGGUUAUAUCAUAUAUGGUCGCAGUAAGUUUGUGCUAAUUCGCUAAUCUCCAAAUCAUCUCUUCACUCAGCACUUAGGUUUGGAUGUUAAACAUAGCAAACUUUAAAUAAAUAAAUGAAAUCAUGUUAUAUGAAAAGUUUUCUAAUGUCAAAAGAACACUAAAUGAAUUAAACACUUUAUUAAAGUAGGAAAUGAUGGUGAUUUAUUUGUAAAGUGUAACAUUAAUGUUGAUCUAGUAUAGUUUUUAAAAUCCAAAUACUCUAAUAAAAGGCUAUUAAAUUUUAAUAUAUGUAUAUAUGAAUAAUAAACUAAUAUUAUUAGAAAAUAUACAGCCCCAAUUCCAAAAAACUUGGGAUGCUGUGUAAAAUGUAAAUAAAACCAAAAUGCAGUGAUUUACAAAUCUCAUAAACCCAUAUGUUAUUCACAAUAGAACACAGAAAACAUAUCAAAUGUUUAAACUGAGGAAAUAUACCAUUUUAAGAAAAAAAUAAGGUCAUUUUGAAUUUGAUGGCCGAAACACGUCUCAAAAAAGUUGGGGCGGGGCAACAAAAGGCUGGAAAAGUAAGUGUUAGUAAAAUGAAACAGCUGGAAGUUAAUUGGAAACAGGUCAGUAACAUGAUUGGGUAUAAAAAGAGGAUCUUAGAGAGUCUUUCAGAAGUAAAGAUGGGCAGAGGUUCACCAAUCUGCAAAAAACUGAAAAAAAUCUGUGGAACAAUUUCAGAAUAAUGUUCCUCAAUGUAAAAUUGCGAAGACUAUGAAUAUCUCAUCAUCUACAGCACAUAACAGAUUCCGAGAAUCUGGAGAAAUCUAAGGGACAAGGGUGUAAAUCAAUAUCGCAUCAAUAUUUUCUAUGUUCUAUUGUGAAUAACAUACUUAUGAGAUUUGCAAAUCAUUGCAUUCUGUUUUUAUUUACAUUUUACACAACGUCCCAAUUUUUUUUGGAAUUGGGGUUGUAUUCUUAAAUACUAAUAUCUUAUCAUGAAGUGUAUCAUCUAGCACUGAAAGUACACGUAAUACAGCUAUUAUUAUUUUUUUUUAUUUAUUCUUACAAAAAUAAAAUACUGCAUCAGUUCUCCAGAUUACUCUAUAUUCUAUCGUUUCACAUUUCACUCAUUUACAUAAAACUUCCAGCUUCCAUUCCAUUCAGUUUUUGGGACUUUUACUCAGUGAAACCUCUCCUCAGAGCAGGAACGAUUCCAAUUGGUUAUUUGAGACAAUCAGUGGAAUGGGGAGGAGGCGGGGCUUGAGCUGUUUUGAAGAUUUAUAUUGAAAUAUUUACAUAAAUAUCGGAAGUAUUCAGACACUUAGUAAAGAAUACCUAGCUAGCUUGUUAAUUUGUGGCUUUUUGCCACAUUAAAAAUGUACAAACACUAAAUUUUAGAUGUUUCAAGUAGCUAGAAGGCAUGUCAAGCCCCGCCUCCUCUCCAUUUAAAGAGGAAUGUAACCAAUCAGAGCAGGUUUGGAUGAGUAAAAUUUCAAGCUUUCAUUCUGUUGUAACAUCAACAAUCGUAAAACAAAACAAAACAACAGGAGGGCAAAUGUAGUUGAAUUAUGGGGAAAUAUAUUUAUAAAACAGUGCUGCAUGGACACUGACACUUAAACAGUUCUUCCAGAAAAUCAGGUGAUGGCGCUAUAUUCAUAACUAUUUCCAUUUACCCUGAAACAUGUUUACCGUGAACACGUGUAUUAGAAAGAAAGUGAGUAAUGUCCAAAGCGAGAUGGUGAAUCUGCAAUAAAACGAGUAGAAAGUUUUUAUUUUCGAGAAACGGUAACGUUCUCACCUCGGGUAUCGUCGUGACAUUUUAUUUCCGUAUUUAUUGAUUUCGGGAGCUUUUACUCGCAUUUAAAUCGCAUGGCCAUUUGUUUAUUUAUUUAAUUUAGGAUUUAAAAUAAUAUUUAAAGGUAAAAUAUCUUCUGUAGUGAGUGUGGAAGAAACGGACUGCUGUGAAUAUCGUUAGUUGCUUUUUUUGUGCGUGUUGUGUUUGUGAAUUAAAUGACGUUAUGACGCUCCCACGCCAAAUGUACAGAUAACAAACAUUUAAUUCAAUAAUUACAUGAAGCAUGCAGCACAUAUUUAACAUGUUUAUGCACAUUUGUGUUUUUUAUAUAUUCAGUGAAGUAAUGAGGAAAAUAGCUGAGUGAAUCGUGAGCCGUGCUACCAUGCAUACAGCUGUUUAUCAAAUAACAAACUAUUAUUAUUAUUAUUAUUAUUAUUAUUAUUAUUAUUAUUAUUAUAACAUCUUUUAGGAAUGUUAUAACACAAAGAUCUCUGUUAAUUUUUAAAAAAAAUAUAUAUUAUGCAGUCACUAGUUGAGGUAUUAAUUGAUUAGACAUUGAUUUAUCACAUUUUUCUGAUUUAUUAAUUAUAGAUGUAAUCGAUUUGCCACCAAUAUGCUAAUGAUCAUCAUAAUCCUGAUUUGUGUUAUUGGUUAUUUAGAAAAUACUGUAUAAUUUCUUUGUUUAUUAUGUUAUCCCUGAAGUUGUUUACUCAUUUUCUUUUAAUUUGCUUUACCUGUGAAAAGGCACCAGGAAAAAAAAACUUGUGUUUAUUCCUAAACAUGCUGUUUAUUGUAGUUCAGGCUGCUGCUGUCGUCAUUCAGUUUUUUACCGAUUUAUGGGAGUGUAUAACAGUACAACGCACCGAGGAGCUACAGUUCAUGGAAAUGUUCCCUCAGAGCAGGAACCAUCAUGAGAAACACCAAGAUGCUUAAUGUUUCAUGCCAGGAGUUCCACAAAAACGAAUGUUUGCUAUUUAUAGGAUUUUUGGAUUUAUAUAUCUGUGUGUGUGUGUGUGUGUGUGUGUGUGUGUGUGUGUGUGUGUGUGUGUGAAAUUUUACACAACAAUACAAAACUAUGUUGUAGGUAUAUUAUUAUGUAAUAUCAAUGUUACAGGUAAUAAUGUUAUAGGUAUAUUAUUAUGGAAUAUCAAAAGUAUAAAGCUCAAUAGCUGAAGUGAGUGAAGCUUUCAGCUAUAGCUCUGUUUCCUGACCAUGCUAAAUUUGGCAUUUGGAAAAGGGUACUAGUUAACCUAGCUAACAUAGCUAACCUAGCUAACCAUUACCUCUUCUUGGUGAACGUUGGAACAGACUUCCAGAUUAGCUGUUGUUUUUAGCUGAAAUAGACAGCGUGAGAACUUCCUUUUAUUUGUGUAAGAAUUUUUUUGCUGAUUUAGCCAUUAUUGGUAUUUGAGUUGUUUUAAAAUUUUAAAUACUUUUAAAUUCAUCAAAAAUUAACAUAUACAGAAAAAAAUGCUUAAUAAGUAUACAAAUGCUAACUAUCAGCUUGCUGAUGUAUAACUGCAAAUAAAUUACUUAGUGAACAAAAUAUAUGGCCGAGAUUAGCGGUGACUGAGAGAAAUUAGCUAGCUGUCUUAUUACUACAUGACUUUUUAGUAGAUAUUAGUUUUAUGCUAGCUAAAUGUGAUCACUUUAGGGUAACAUUUUUAAAUCAUUUUUAGUUAAAUUAUGAUAAUGUUCUGUUGGUUAUUUAGCUAGCAAGUGUUUUAACAUCACAGUUAUUGAACAGAGCUUAGCUUGCUAACAUUAUUUACGUUAUUAACUAGCAGCAUACCAUAGAUAAUACUGCUCAUGUCACUAGCUUUGUUUUGAUUAGUCACCUGAUCCAGCCAAUCACAGUCAUUUCCUCUCCGAGAACAUUUUAUUAACUGAAACUCCUUUGUGCUAAAGUUGACCUUGAAUUUAUUUUGCUAACUUUUCAACAUUGAUCCGUGACGCAUGCCGCACGUCUUUUUGUAAAUGACUGUGAUAUUUACGGUUUCUAUAAAGCUUGUGAAUAAAAGCACAAAAACACAUAAA
Messenger RNA from Ictalurus punctatus (channel catfish), 6431 nucleotides. RefSeq names its product calcium/calmodulin-dependent protein kinase II alpha (gene camk2a). The coding region runs from base 150 to 1586 and encodes 478 amino acids. Lineage: Eukaryota; Metazoa; Chordata; Actinopteri; Siluriformes; Ictaluridae. The record is from RefSeq and is a predicted model, not a curated record. Gene Ontology annotation, biological process: protein phosphorylation. The transcript has 18 exons. Gene Ontology annotation, molecular function: ATP binding; calcium/calmodulin-dependent protein kinase activity; calmodulin binding. Gene Ontology annotation, cellular component: neuron projection; cytoplasm.